Molecule: messenger RNA, 2571 nt
Organism: Cinclus cinclus
Lineage: Eukaryota; Metazoa; Chordata; Aves; Passeriformes; Cinclidae
Gene: TRIM8
Product: tripartite motif containing 8
Exons: 6
Coding region: 8-1663 (551 amino acids)
Source: RefSeq, a predicted model, not a curated record
GGCAGAGAUGGCCGAGAAUUGGAAGAACUGCUUCGAAGAGGAGCUCAUCUGCCCCAUUUGCCUGCACGUCUUUGUGGAGCCGGUCCAGCUGCCCUGCAAGCACAACUUCUGCCGGGGCUGCAUCGGGGAGGCGUGGGCCAAGGAGUCGGGCUUGGUGCGGUGCCCGGAGUGCAACCAGGCCUACAACCAGAAGCCCAACCUGGAGAAGAACCUGAAGCUCACCAACAUCGUGGAGAAGUUCAACUCCCUCAAUCUGGAGAAGCCCCCCUCUGUCCUGCACUGCGUCUUCUGCCGCCGGGGCCCGCCGCUGCCUGCCCAGAAGAUCUGUUUGAGGUGCGAGGCUCCGUGCUGCCAGUCCCACGUCCAGACCCACCUGCAGCAGCCCUCCACGGCCCGGGGGCAUCUCCUGGUGGAGGCAGAGGACGUGCGGGCCUGGAGCUGCCCCCAGCACAACGCCUACCGCCUGUACCACUGCGAGGCCGAGCAGGUGGCCGUCUGCCAGUUCUGCUGCUACUACAGCGGGGCCCACCAGGGACACUCGGUCUGCGACGUGGAGAUCCGCCGCAAUGAGAUCCGGAAGAUGCUGAUGAAGCAGCAGGACCGCCUGGAGGAGCGGGAGCAGGACAUCGAGGAGCAACUCUACAAGCUGGAAUCGGACAAGCGGCUGGUCGAGGAGAAGGUGAGCCAGCUGAAAGACGAGGUGCGCCUGCAGUACGAGAAGAUGCACCAGAUCUUGGAUGAGGACCUGCGGAAGACCAUGGAGAUCCUGGACAAGGCCCAGGCCAAAUUCUGCAACGAGAAUGCGGCCCAGGUUCUGCAUCUCAAUGAGCGCAUGCAGGAGGCCAAGAAGCUCCUCAGCUCUGUCCAGGUCAUGUUUGACAAAACUGAAGACAUCAAUUUCAUGAAGAACACCAAGUCUGUGAAAAUCUUAAUGGACAGGACUCAGAACUGUACAGGUGGCAGCCUGCCCCCACCCAAAAUAGGCCACCUCAACUCCAAACUCUUCCUGAACGAGAUUGCCAAGAAGGAAAAGCAGCUGAGGAAGUUGCUGGAAGGUCCUCUGAGCACCCCCGUCCCCUUCCUGCAGAGUAUCCCCAUGUACCCCUGCACCGUCAGCAACUCCAGCGCGGAGAAGCGCAAGCACUCCACCGCCUUUCCCGAGGGCAGCUUCCUCGAGCCAUCGUCCGGGACUGUGGCGAGCCAGUACAUGAGCCAGGGCGCUUCGGCUGGCGAGGGGCAGUCCGCACAAGCCAUGGUGCCUUGUAGCUCCACGCAGCACAUAGUUGGACUUCCUAGUGGCCCGCAGCCGGUGCACUCGGGCUCCAUCUUCAACCCAUCUCACUACCCCAACACCACGUCAUCUCAGCAGUCCGUGCUCUCCCAGUACGGCGGGCGCAAAAUCCUCGUCUGCUCCGUGGAUAACUGUUACUGUUCCUCGGUGUCCAACCACAGCGGGCACCAGCCCUACCCGCGGUCGGGGCACUUCCCCUGGACAGUCUCAUCGCAGGAGUACUCCCACCCGCUGCCGCCCGCCCCCGCCGUGCCCCAGUCGCUCCCGGGACUUGCCGUGAGGGAAUGGAUUGACGCAUCCCAGCAGCACGGGCGGCAGGAUUUCUAUAGGGUCUACGGCCAGCCAUCGGCCAAACACUACGUCACCAGUUAACCGUCACACUCUCCGGAGAGUCCUGCUCGAUGAUGUGUUCAGAGAGAAAAGUCUGGUUUGGUUUGGCUUUUCUUUUUUUUUCUUCCCCUUUUAAAUCAAACCCAAUUUUUUCCCUGCCUCGCGCCUCUCCAGGAUUUUGGGGAGGGUUGUUCUAUCAUAUCUUUCUCUUUUUUUUUUUUUUAAUCCUUUAAAAAUGAAAAAAUAAUUUUUUUCAUUUUAAUGCCUUUUUUUUAAUUUAAUUUUGGAAGUCCUUCCUGCACCUCGCCGGGUAAACAUGAGGGCGAAAUUACUGAGAAGAAAUUGAUGGGGAUUUCAGUCGGACAUUUGGGUCUGUGCGUUGUGCUCUUCCUCGCUCCUCUCUGCCUUUGGAAAACUUCAGAAGGGACAAUGGCACCUUCUCUCUUUCUCUGAGUUCAUUUUUCUGGUUUGGUUCAGUUUUUCCCCUUUCCCAACCCCUUUCUGUCCCUUUUUAAAAAGAGAAAAAAAAGAAAAAAUCUAUCAUUGAUUCAGUAUGAAACGAUACUUGUAGAUUUUGGGUUUGUUACUUUUUUUUUUUAAAGGCUGAUUUUUUUUUGUGUUACAAUGCCACUUCUCAUGCAUAUUGGCAUUUUUUCCUUCUUUCAGAGAUUUGUAAAUACACAAUGGCAGGAAAUUUAAUGCACAAAAAAAAAGGGAAAAGAAACUUUACAAAAAACCACAAAUAAAUAAAUAAAUAAAAAUCUGUUCUAGUUUUCAGGAGGGGAAGCGUGACCAAAACGCACUCCCCUCCUGCAUAUCGCUGAUGCAACUUCCUGUAACAAGCACUUUGUAUAAAAAAAAAGUGGACUUCCUGCUAUAAGGCACAGGUAUUUAUUCUGUAACCGAUUUUAGACACACACACACACACACACACACACACAUACACACAC